Arabidopsis arenosa is the source of this 1701-nucleotide messenger RNA. The record is from the annotation of a GenBank genome assembly. Lineage: Eukaryota; Viridiplantae; Streptophyta; Magnoliopsida; Brassicales; Brassicaceae.
AUCUUCUUCAAUCGAACAUACUUCCCUUAAUUUCCAAUAAAACAGAGAAUAAAUUAAUUGGUUUUCGAUUUUCUCCUGUUAGAAUCUGAUUGUUGUAAGCUCGCUUUCUCCGCCGGCGACUUUUGGAUUAAAUUUGAUUCUUCACGAUUAAGAUUGAAUUCGCCAUUAGGUGGAGCAUCAUUUUCAUCAUCCUCAUCUUUUAAGAAGUCCUGUGUUUUGGCGACAAAGCCUAUGGAUUCCGGUCAAAGCCGCGUAGAAGAACCCUACCGGACCAAGUCUUUUAGUCGGGAGAGCAGUGUAGCCUCUUCUCUAAGCCUAUCACGUAGUUUGCCUCACCUGAUUGACAAUGACGUCGAUAGUGAGAGUGUCUCAGAGGCUGGGGAUAUUGGGGAUCGCUCACUUCGGAGAAGGCAUAGUGCUGGUAGAAGCAGUCGUUUGUCUGCCGAUGAUUUGAUGGAACAAGGGACUCAUGAUACUUCUCGUCAAGAACAAGAUGUAUUACAUGAUCUUCGAGCUUUCAACACAGCUUCUGUAAAUAAACCUUUGCCUGAGGAUAUAACAGCAUCUCCUUUACCGACCAAGUCACUCUUGUCACCUGACCCGGAAAAGGAGGAAGAGCGUGUGUUACCAAAGUCCUUGGAAUACAUAUCAUGCCUAAUUCAUUUGGCUGUUUUUGGGAUUUUUGGGGCCAUUACGAGAUAUUUGCUGCAGAAAUUGUUUGGACCAACUGGUGCUCGAGUAACAAGUGAUGGAAGCAUCUUGUACCUUGAUCUUCCCUCCAACAUGGUAGGAUCAUUCUUGAUGGGUUGGUUUGGCGUCGUAUUCAAAGCAGAUAUAGCAAGAGUUUCUGAAUUUGUGGCGAUAGGAUUAUCGACUGGUUAUUUGGGGAGCCUGACAACAUUCAGCGGUUGGAACCAGAAAAUGCUGGAUCUUAGUGCUGAUGGUCAAUGGGUAUAUGCCGUGCUUGGCUUUCUUUUAGGAUUGUUUCUCACGUCAUACUCCAUAAUUCUGGGAGUGGAAACGGCCAAAGGGUUUAAAUGGCUUCUUCAUAGAAGAGCUUCUUCUGAGGAAAAAAACUCUUGUAUCAAGGUUAAUACCUUCCAGAGCCAUAUUGUGUCUAUGACCCUGAUGCUUCUGUUGCUUGUGGCUUUACUCACUGCGAGUUCCAUUCUGCUUGUGAAAGAGUUUGACAAAGGAACAAGCGAGGCUCAACUAUGGUUAGGUUGCUUAGUUGCAGCCCCUGGUGUCUGGCUCAGAUGGUUCUUAGCCCGACUCAAUGGACGUGGACUGGGAAAAGAUGGACAAAACUUGAGGUGGGUCCCAUUUGGCACCCUCAUUGCAAAUGUAGCUGCAGCUUGCGUUAUGGCAGCAUUGGCCACUAUAAAGAAAUCGGUAAACACGAGAACUUGUAACACGGUUGCUUCGAGCAUACAGUUUGGUCUGUUGGGAUGUCUGAGCACAGUUUCGACCUUCAUGGCUGAGUUCAAUGCGAUGAGAGAAAGUGAUUACCCAUGGAGAGCCUAUGCGUAUGCAUCUUUCACCAUUGCGGUUUCUUUUGCGAUUGGGACUGUUAUAUACUCAGUCCCUGUCUGGGUAGUAGGAUUCAGUUAGUUGUAUCAAAACUGGAUAAGUCUUGUGUAGAUGAUGUAAAGAUACAUAUUUGUAACAUUUGGUAGAGAUGAACAAAUUAUAUACGUUGUG